This is a messenger RNA of Dujonia railenensis, 3246 nucleotides long. Lineage: Eukaryota; Fungi; Ascomycota; Pichiomycetes; Serinales; Debaryomycetaceae. The record is from the annotation of a GenBank genome assembly.
AUGAAGGACCAAUCCUCCACAAAUUCCAUGACUAAUACUAAAGAUGGACAAACUAAAGCUGAAGAAUAUUCUAUUUCCCAUGAAUCGCACAACUCCAUAGAACCUUAUAGACUUACAAUUCCUCAAUGUGCUAAAACUUUUCAAACAGAUAUCGCUCUUGGAUUGACUAGUACCAAUGCUCAAAAGUUAAUAGAAGUUUAUGGUGCAAAUUCUCUUGGUGAUGAAGCAAAGAUAUCAAUUACAAAUAUUAUUGCACAUCAAGUGUUCAACGCGAUGAUCUUGGUUUUGAUUAUUUCUAUGAUUAUUGCUUUGGCGAUCAAAGAUUGGAUCUCUGGUGGUGUGAUUGCUUUUGUUGUUUUCAUCAACAUUAGUGUCGGAUUCGUCCAAGAGUAUAAAGCUGAAAAGACUAUGGGGUCGUUGAGAUCUUUAAGUUCUCCAACUGCUAGAGUAACCAGAGACGGAGACGAUGCUACAAUCCCUGCAGAAGAAGUUGUUCCAGGUGAUUUAGUUCAUAUUAAAGUGGGUGACACCGUUCCUGCUGAUUUGAGAUUGGUUGACUGUAUGAAUUUGGAAACAGAUGAAGCUUUGUUAACUGGUGAAUCGUUGCCAGUUCUUAAGAAUCAUGAAGACUACUAUCCAGAUAUUGAAAAAGACGUUCCAGUUGGAGAUCGUUUAAAUUUGGCUUACAGUAGUUCAGUAGUUUCAAAAGGUAGAGGAACUGGUAUUGUAAUCGCUGCCGGUUUGAAUACAGAAAUAGGUAAGAUAGCUAAAUCCUUGAGAGGUAAUGAUUCCAUUAUAAGAAAGGUUAAUAGAGUUGAAAAUGAGAAACCUAAAAAGAGAGAAUAUAGUAAAGCAUUUUUCGGUACUUUGAAAGAUAUCUGCUUAAAUAUAUUAGGUGUCACUGUUGGUACGCCAUUACAAAGAAAGUUGUCAUGGUUGGCGAUCAUUUUGUUCGGAGUUGCCGUUCUCUUUGCAAUCUUAGUUAUGGCUUCACAGAAAUUCAGGGUCAACAAAGAAGUUGCAAUCUAUGCAAUUUGUGUUGCAUUAUCAAUGAUUCCAUCUUCAUUAAUCGUUGUUUUGACCAUCACAAUGGCAGUUGGUGCCCAAGUAAUGGUCACAAAGAAUGUAAUUGUAAGAAAAUUGGACUCCUUAGAAGCAUUGGGUGGUAUCAAUGAUAUUUGUUCUGAUAAAACAGGAACUUUGACACAAGGUAAAAUGAUUGCAAAGAAAGUUUGGAUUCCAACUAGUGGUACAUACACAAUUGAAAAUUCAAAUGAACCCUUCAAUCCUACAGUCGGUGACUUGGGGUUUGCUCCAUAUUCUCCAAGUGCUAUUCGUGAUACUGAUGAAGAAAUUGAUUUCUCUUUCAACGUUGAUUCAAAUAACUUCCCACUGAAUUUUACCAAAUGGAUGUAUUGUGCUACUUUAGCUAAUAUUGCAACUGUCAAUCAAGCUAAGGAUGAAGAGACCGGUGAAGUAUUGUGGAAAGCCCACGGAGAUGCCACUGAAAUUGCAAUUCAAGUUUUCACCACUAGACAAAAUUUAGCAAGGGAAUCAAUCGUACACGAUUACGAUCAUUUGGCAGAAUUUCCCUUUGAUUCUUCCAUUAAGAGAAUGUCAUCAAUUUACAAACAAUUAGGUAAUAACGGAAAAACUAUGGUAUACACCAAAGGUGCAGUUGAGAGAGUUUUAGCUUGUUGUAAAAACUGGUAUGGCCACAACGACCAAUCCGACGAUCAAAAGCUCUUAUCCUUGACUGAUGACGACAAGGCAUUAAUUGAAGAUAACAUGAAUGCAUUAUCAGCACAAGGAUUAAGAGUGUUGGCAUUUGCUACCAGAGAGUAUGAAGAUAAAUCUGAAGAUAUUGAAGACAGAGCUUCAGUCGAAUCUGGAUUGACCUUUUUGGGAUUAAUCGGUAUUUAUGAUCCUCCUAGAAUUGAAACAGCCGGUUCUGUGAAAAAAUGUCAUAGAGCAGGAAUCAACGUUCAUAUGUUAACUGGUGAUCACCCUGGUACUGCCAAGGCUAUUGCUCAAGAAGUUGGAAUUUUACCACACAACCUUUAUCAUUACAGUCAAGAUAUUGUCAAGGCAAUGUGCAUGACUGCUAGCGAAUUUGACGCAUUGACAGACCAAGAAAUUGACGCAUUACCUGUUUUACCAUUGGUUAUUGCAAGAUGUGCUCCCCAAACUAAGGUCCGUAUGAUUGACGCUUUGCAUCGUAGAAAGAAGUUUGCAGCCAUGACUGGUGAUGGUGUUAACGACUCACCUUCAUUAAAGAAGGCUGAUGUCGGUAUUGCAAUGGGUCUUAAUGGUUCUGAUGUUGCUAAAGAUGCAUCUGAUAUCGUUUUAACAGAUGAUAAUUUCUCCUCAAUUUUGAAUGCAAUUGAAGAGGGACGUAGAAUGUCAUCGAAUAUUCAAAAGUUCGUUUUGCAAUUAUUGGCCACCAAUGUUUGUCAAGCAUUGUUCUUAAUGAUUGGAUUAGCAUUUAUGGAUGAGACAGGAUACUCGGUAUUUCCAUUAUCACCAGUUGAGGUCUUGUGGGUCAUUGUUGUGACCUCAUGUUUCCCAGCUAUGGGAUUGGGUCAAGAGAGAGCACUGGAUGAUAUCUUAACUCAACCACCAAACAAUCAAAUUUUCACUUGGGAAGUCAUUAUCGACACAGUUGUUUAUGGUAUUCUCAUGGCAAUCAGUUGUCUUUGUACUUUUGUUCUUAUUGUCUUUGGUGUUGGAAAUGGUGACUUGGGCUACAAUUGUAACGCAACAGACAAUGAAUCUUGUCAUUUGGUGUUCAAGGGUAGAUCUUCAGCAUUUUUAACUAUGACUUGGUGUGCUUUAUUAUUAGCUUGGGAAUGUAUCCAUCCAACAAACUCGUUAUUCUUUAUGAGACCUGAGCUGGAGAACCCAUGGUACAAGCAAACCUGGUUAGAUUUAUACGGAAACAAGUUCUUAUUUUGGUCAGUCAUUGGAGGAUUCAUAACCGCCUUCCCAGUCAUUUAUAUUCCAGUCAUUAAUGAAAAGGUAUUCUUACAUCAAAGAAUUGGCUGGGAAGUAGCCUUGGCAAUUGGAUUUUCGCUUUUCUUUUUCUUAGGAGCUGAAGCUUGGAAAUGGGCCAAGAGAAUUUACAAAAGAAAGCACAUUGCAAAGGCAUCGAACCCAGAGUAUGAGUUGGAAAGAAAUGACCCUUUCCAAAAGUAUGCCUCAUUCUCGAGAAGUAAUACCAUGGACAUGCAAAAGGUAUUAGUUUAG